Messenger RNA from Papaver somniferum (opium poppy), 774 nucleotides. Its product is annotated as EPIDERMAL PATTERNING FACTOR-like protein 1. Bases 169 to 606 code for a protein of 145 amino acids. The transcript has 2 exons. Gene Ontology annotation, biological process: stomatal complex development; guard cell differentiation. The record is from RefSeq and is a predicted model, not a curated record. Lineage: Eukaryota; Viridiplantae; Streptophyta; Magnoliopsida; Ranunculales; Papaveraceae.
UCUUUGCAACCUACUACUACUACUUAUCUUUCCUUUCACUUGUAGAAACAGAGAAAUUCUUUGAUUCUCCAGCUUGGGAUAUAUUUAAGUUUUACUACUUCAAACAGUUGUUUGAUUGUUUCCAAUGGUGAUGAACAGAUAAAAUUGGUUAUUCAUCAUCAUCAUGUCAUGAGUAAUAUGAACUUAUUAAAUCCAGACUGCUUUCUUUUCUUUUCAAUCACUGUUCUUCAUUUCUUGUUUGCACCUGUUUCUUGCUUUCAUCAUAAUCAACAACAACAACAGCAAUGGCUGAAUUCACCAUCACAACCUCUUACUCAGGGUUUUGUGAUGGAAGAUAAAUCGAGAUUAGGAUCAACACCACCAAGUUGUUAUAAUCGAUGUGACCAUUGUAAUCCAUGCAUGGCUGUUCAAGUACCAACACCAAUUCGUGACAGAUUUAGACCUGGUUUAAAGAAAUUAGUUCCAUUAAUGAAGAAGAAGAAGAAGAAUGAAGAAAAGAGUACUGAAUCAGUAUAUUCAAAAUCAUCAACAGGUAAUGAUCAGUACACAAAUUACAAACCCUUAGGAUGGAAAUGCAGGUGUGGAAAUCACAUUUUCAAUCCUUGAUUAUUAAUGGAGAAUUUGUGAUUAGAUUAAUAAUUAAUCUCGGAUUGUUCUUGAGAUUCUUUGAAGAACAAGAUGCAGUAAGUCUUAGGAUUAUUGUACCGUUUUCAUUACUAUACUGUAAAUACAGGGGAUGUGUAAAUAAAGUGUCAAGUAACAUCUUAUUUUCUC